UCCCGCAGAAACUUUUGCCCAGAGUUUACAGGUUUUUUGUUUUCUUUCACAUCUGAGCUGAGAUCUCUAGAGAUAGAGAGAGAGAAAAUGGGCAUCUCUAGUGAGGAAGCAAUCAAGCAAUUACGUACUUUAAUGGAAGAUGUUGAUGAAUCACUGAGAGAGUCGUAUCGGAACAUUCAUCAAGGGUAUCCAACAGAGACUUUGUUGCGCUUUCUAAAAGCGAGGGAUUGGAAUGUCCAGAAAGCUCAUAAAAUGUUGCUUGAGUGUUUAGAAUGGAGGACUCAAAACGAGAUUGACAAGAUUCUUACAAAACCCAUCGUUCCUGUUGACCUGUACAGAGCAAUCAGAGAAUCUCAGCUUGUCGGUAUCUCUGGUUAUUCAAAAGAGGGUCUCCCUGUCAUUGCCAUUGGUGUGGGGCUUAGCACAUAUGACAAAGCCUCCGUUCACUACUAUGUACAGUCUCACAUUCAAAUGAAUGAGUUCCGGGAUCGUGUCGUUUUGCCAUCUGCUACAAAGAAACAGGGACGACCAAUUUGCACUUGUUUGAAAAUUUUGGAUAUGUCUGGUUUAAAGCUUUCAGCUUUAAGUCAAAUUAAGUUAAUGACAGCUAUAACCACAAUUGAUGAUUUAAACUACCCAGAGAAGACAGAGACAUAUUAUAUUGUCAAUGUCCCUUACAUAUUCUCUGCUUGUUGGAAAACCAUAAAGCCUCUGUUGCAGGAGAGAACAAAGAAGAAGAUUCAAGUGCUGAAAGGCUGCGGGAAAGAUGAGUUGCUAAAGAUAAUGGACUACGAGUCUCUGCCACAUUUCUGUAGAAGAGAAGGGUCUGGAUCUGGUAGGCAUAUCUCAAAUGGAACAGUAGACAAUUGUUUCUCAUUGGAUCACUCUUUCCACCAAGAGCUUUACAACUAUGUCAAGCAACAGGCUCUGGUUAAAGGGUCGAGUGCACCGAUCAGACAUGGUUCGGUCCACGUUAGGUUCCCUGAGCCAGACACGGAAGGCACCAAGAUAUUCGAUACCUUAGAAUCUGAGUUCCAGAAGCUUGGAAAUGACCAGAAGGUCUGAUUCCUCAUUUGAGCCGUCUUAUAACACGAGUUUGCCGACCAAGAUGAAACAAAAACCGGAAUUUUCUCUGGUUUAAAGUUUAUGAGCAGUAUUUAAGAUAAGAGUCAGCUUUACUUGUUUAGCAUCUCAAGAUUGUAUUCCUAGAUUUGCUUGCAUCAGCUAGAUGCAGGGUUGUUUGAAAAAAAAGAAGAAAGGGAAACACAAUUUCCUCGAAAUGGAUCUUAUGAUCGAAUAUAUAUAUAUAUAUAUAUAUAGAA
This is a messenger RNA of Eutrema salsugineum, 1322 nucleotides long. Its product is annotated as SEC14 cytosolic factor. NCBI's taxonomy places the organism in Eukaryota, Viridiplantae, Streptophyta, Magnoliopsida, Brassicales, Brassicaceae. The coding region runs from base 88 to 1065 and encodes 325 amino acids. The transcript is spliced from 10 exons. The record is from RefSeq and is a predicted model, not a curated record.